AAGCCAGGUGCGGGACGCCAAGCCAAAUGACGUCGCCAUUUGUUCGCGGAAGUGGCUUUUUUUUGGCCGAUGCCCAUGGUAGGGGGUGGGGGAUCAGAGAGGAAGAAAAGGAAAGGAAAGAAGGAAAAAGUUUUAGUACUCGGCUCGCCCCCUCCCAGUAGUGUGUAGUGACAGCGUACUAAGUUAGUUCUAACUUUCAAAAAACCUUUUUGAAGUUAUUUCAUGUAUUUCAAGGGGCAAAGGGAGUUUGGACAUUAAGAAAACAAGGCGAAAUAAAGACGAAAUAAAAAUUAAAAGCGAGGGAGAGAGCUGGGCCACAGGCACGCAGAGGGCUUUGCGCCAUGGAGUACGUGGACAUGAACCGGCUCGGGGGGGCCUCGCGGCGGGCCCGGGUGGAGGGCGGCCAGCUGGGCGGGGACGAGUGGACGCGUCACGGAUCCUUCGUCAACAAGCCCACGCGCGGCUGGCUCCACUCGGACAGCGUGGUCAGCUCCGCCGGAGUCUCCUACGCCGUCCGGUAUAUGGGAUGUGUGGAGGUGCUGCAGUCAAUGAGAGCUCUGGACUUUAAUACAAGAACUCAGGUCACACGGGAAGCGAUCUCCGUGGUGUGUGAGGCGGUUCCUGGUGCCAAAGGGGCUCAGCGCAGGAGAAAGCCCUCCGCACGCUGUGUUUCCUCCAUCUUGGGGAAGAGCAACCUUCAGUUCGCUGGAAUGACAAUCAGCCUCACGGUGUCCACCAGCAGUCUGAACCUGCUGGCAGCCGACUGCAAGCAGAUCAUCGCCAAUCAUCACAUGCAGUCCAUCUCUUUCGCUUCUGGAGGAGACCCCGACACAGCAGAAUAUGUAGCUUACGUAGCCAAAGACCCGGUCAACCAGAGAGCCUGUCACAUCCUGGAGUGCUCUGAGGGUCUGGCGCAGGAGGUCAUCAGCACCAUCGGGCAGGCUUUCGAGCUGCGCUUCAAACAGUACCUGAAGAACCCCCCCAAACUGGUCACCCCCCACGACAGGAUGGCUCCGUUCGACGGGUCGGCGUGGGAGGAGGAGGACGACGAAGGCGUCCCCGCCCCGGAUGUGCCGUACUACAACAACUUCCCCGGCAAGCAGCCGCCGCCGGGCGGCCUGGUGGACAUGCGGGGCCGCCAGGGCCACAGCACAGGGGCCACGCUGCCGUACGGACAGAACGAUGUACACAAGCAGCCCCUGCCGCCUCUACCAGCCGGGGCGAAGGAAGGUGGCCGUGACCUGUUCGACGACCCUUCUUAUGUCAAUGUGGAUAAGCCCCGCCCUCCCGCCGCUGCGGCCAAUGGCAGCGCGCACCGGGAUGCAUUCGACAUGAAGCCCUUCGACGACGCCCUGUCCGGCGCUGCGGCGCCCCCUAUGGCCGAGCAGCUGGCGAGCGAGCCCUGGUUCCACGGCAGCCUGAGCCGGCGGCAGGCGGAGAGGCUCCUGACCCGCGACGGAGACUUCCUGGUGCGCGAGUCGGGCACCACCCCGGGGCAGUACGUCCUCACGGGGCAGCAGGGCGGUCAGCCCAAGCACCUGCUGCUGGUGGACCCCGAGGGCGUGGUCCGCACCAAGGACCACCGGUUCGAGAGCGUGAGUCACCUGAUCAGCUAUCACAUGGACAACCGGCUGCCCAUCGUGUCGGCGGGGAGCGAGGUGUGCCUGCAGCAGCCGGUGGAGCGCCGGGCCUGAAGGGGGCGCCGCGUCGCGUCGCGUCCGCGCCCACACGCCUGUCCCUCCCGUCCAGUCCGGCGCCCUUGUCUUCAAUUAGCGCCGAAGUCGCGUCUCAAGAUUUCGUAGGAAUUUAAGCGACGGACUUCACGCGUCCUGCCGUGUCAUCGUAUUCAGGCCUUUCCUUUCUCCUUUCCCCUUUUCUUUUUGUUUUUGGUAAGUGAGCGCGCACCUGACGUCAUUAGAGGAAUUAAAUGUUUACUUGAAGCGAAGCCGGAGAGAUCUAUCGGACCGUGUCAUUGGAAGUGAAGACGCUGCGCGGGAAGCGCCGGUGCCCUCUGAGCUGUGUAAAAUCGUGAUGAAAUCCUGUCCUCUCGAAUUUGUCAAACACGGCCGGAGAAGGGCGCGGGCUCGGCGGGGGGGGCUCAGCCCUGUGAGAGGCUCGUAUCUGGGCCGCGCGGACCGCCGUUCGGCGAGCGACGAGCGACUGCGAUGGAGUCGAGAUCGAGGCUGCGUCACUGUCAAUGACUGGAAUUCAUUCCAAAGAAGAGCGUGCUGAACGCCGCGAGCGAGCGCGUGAAGCCGUCGACCUUUCCUUUCUUCAUUUUCUUUUCGUCUGCGUAGAACGGAAACGUUUCCAAAGACAAAACCCAAAGUCGCGUUGGAAUCGUCAGAAAUGUGCGUUGCAGCCGUGAAACAUACUCUCCACGUCAGGUGAAGUUCAGUGCCACGUACCGCCAAAAUAAGUAGAAUUCGAACGGGGUGGAGCCCAUGCAUUUUAUGCAAUGACUAGAAUUUGGGUCUUAUGGUCCUCUGGUCAAAUGACCCCAUUCUGAAAAAAAAAAAAAAAAGAAUUUGUUGGUGAAGCCCAUCUGAAUAUAGAGUGUCAUUUGGACUCUCGACCCUCUGCUACUCUUCUGAUCUUCUGGUGCUGUGAAGACCGUCACAGUGUAAUCAGACAACGGUGGAGCCUGUUCCCAGCUGCCCGCUUCCACCACCCCCAACUGUAUCAAGGAACAACACGAAAAAACUGAACUCAGUGGGAAAAUGAUUUCAAUGAGAAAGGGACCUCAGUCACCAGUGCUGUCUCCAUGGGACUUAUUGAUGUUGUUAGGCAAUCGCAAAUAAGAUUAUGAUAUCUAUGCCUCUUAAUUGUAACGUUGGUGAGUUAACUACUUGUCUUUUUUGUUUUUAAAGAAAAAAAGGAACACUACUGUAAGUUGAAGGUAACCUGAAAAUUGGCUCCGGGUUUAUGAAUUAAGAGGGUUGGAUUCAGAGUUGUAGCUGCGUGUGGAGGCACUGGUGUGGUUGAAGCCCAGGUCUCUGGGAUCCUUUGGUGGGUAACGGUUGUCGGCAGAGGGAUGGUCCUGAUGCAGCUGCCCCUUGUCCCCUUUCCAACAAGCUCUCUGCAGCCCACGUUAACUAGGCCAAAGAAAAGGUUUUGCGCUCACAGCUGCGGAUGUGUGAGCGGUAUGGAGGGGGAAAGCAUAAAGGUCGAUGGCUGCAGUCUGUUGAAAUGGUGGGGGUGUGGAAGGCCGGGGGGGAGGAAGAGCAGGUGGUCCUCACAGAAACCACUGGCUUUGGAAGGUCCAAAUCUGUGCGAUGCUAUGUUGCUCAUUACUGCUGCGUACCCGACGCUAGCCUCUGGGGACGUACGGUGACCCCUGCUGCGCAGCUAAUGGCUGAACCAAAUCUCAACCAAAUCACAGAUCCCUGAGGCUGACAACUAUGUCUAUGUAUACAUGAAGCUGCCUCUCAGGUAUACUGAUCACAUAUGAACACACAACCUGUUGUAUAUACAGUGCCCCUCCAGGUGUUUGUGUAGCUUGGAGUCAGUCUUGUGGACUUUUUUAUCAUUUGGAAUUUGAAGAGCGGAGAGUUGCUCUUCCUACUGAAAGCCAGUUGCACAACAUUUGCCUUUCGAGUGAGAUUUUGUCCUAGAAGUCUCCUCCUGCUCACUUUCUCAUGUGCCAUAUCCUCAUCUCACAUACAGUCUGGGUGUCUAAUACACAUUACGUUUUAUCGACAUCCUCUCAGUGCGUUGUGGGGAAAUAUCCAGUCAGACUUUUUCAUUUAGUUGCUUUUGGGUGUACUUUGAAAAAAAAUCGUCUGUGCUUUGACAAUCUACCAUCACGUGAGUUCCCCGGGGAAAGCAGAGGAGAGAUGUGCAUUGUACGUGCAUGGUGCCCUGGAGAAACGUGUGAUGUCACGGUUCGGCCAUUUUACAGAGUGUACAGCUCAAGUAGUAACCCAUCAAUCUGCUUCCCUACCAGUGCUGCCAGGUUAAAGACGCAUGCAGCGCUUACACCCACGGUCACAAUAGCAUUCAAAACAAUGCUGUUUCCUAUUUUUACACAAUGCUCCCCCCCCCCCCUCCCCCUUUCAAGCGGCAUUAAUUAUCCACACUGCGAGCCUCCCUCAGGGGAGAGCUCCAGCUGAGGCGCACGCUUUGAAAUGAAACGGUUCGGAGAAUAAAGGUGAUUGCGGAUUAAUGGCUCCCAAAUCAGUAAAACAUGGCAGUUUAACAACUGAUACAUAUUUUAAACAAGGGGGGGGGGGGGAAGUGCACAUUUUUAGUUCCAGAUUUCAUAACCAUAAGAAGUCGAAAUCAAUCCACAAAGUAACACAGCAGUGUUCCUCAGGAAUCGUUGUUUUGUUUUAACAACGCAGUCAGUCUCUUUCCCAUAAGGGAUUGUGUCCAGCAACUUGUGAGACCGCUUGUGCGGCUAGUUAUUUUCAGGAAUCUGUUUUUAGUGGGAUGGUGGGGUGCAGUGAGCUUUGCACAGGCUAACGUUGAGAGGAGAGCCGGGUUGGUCUAUAUGCUCAAAUACAGUAAAUGUUACCUCUUAGCUUUGAGUGCCAUUUCAUUUUUUGUGUGUGUGUGUGUUGUGAUGUGGCCCAGGCCGACGGUGUUUGACUACAAAGAGGGAAAUGAAAACAUUUUUGAGAGAUGUGGCAUCUUUCAGUUCACUCCUUUAUUUCCUUUCUGGCAAGCCUGCGAUGCAACAAUAGCUAUUUUUAGUGUUGUGAUGUUGGCACACAAAAAAAAAAAAACCCAUUGCUAUUUUUAAAAGGCAAAAUGAAUUGUGAAUUGUGAAACUGUGUUUUGAUGUAGUGAACUGUGCUUUUAUUGUUAAAGAUUAACUGCAUAGUCCUUGUUUUGACGUGGGUUCGCCAAAACAUGUCUGAAAUGAGUAUUUUUAAUGUCUGAUUGUUUAACUGGAAUUGACCUGCAGUUUGUAUGGAAGGACAGAGGGUGGGUGUGGGGUACCCCCCCCCCCCCAGAUUGUGCCUUGUGCAGACAGUACAGCCACAUUGGUGGAAUACGGUCAAUUUAUGCACUUGCGGUAGCAUAGUAUGUCUUCAGUCAGCAUAGCGUGUCCACUGGAAACCAAAACUGUCAAAAUAAGACUUUGCAGUAACGAAUGGCACUCGUCACAUAUAUAUAAGAAGUCACUCCGCGUUCUGUUCAAUGGUUGAUGUUCUUAUACUGAUCCCCGCCUUUGUCUGAGGCAUUGUUAAGCAUGAUUCCAUAUUAGAUAAUCAACAAGCCUCAAUCUAUGCGUCCUUAUGAGUGAGUAUAAGAGAACUGUAAAUGAAUCGGACUCUGUUGAUUUUCACAAUGAAGUCAAUUAUUUUUUUCCUUUCAGUUUUAGUGGCGGUGUGGAACCAGAGCAGGGCUGAAAGUGAGAUCAUGUGCAUUAUCUACGCCUACAUGCACCUGCCAUUUUGCAUCAGUGUUAGAGAACUUCCGUAAUGGAAUUCACACUGGUGCAAAUGCAUUCAUUCAUAAACACAUACGCGGUUUAACUAUUUGGAAGCCUGUUGACAGAUAAAUAAAACCAUCCUUUUUCCAGCUGUUGCUUUCUUUGCCAACACUAGUUCUCGAGUUGCUGUGUGUUUCUAUGGCAGUGAAUUACCAUGGCUUUCAUCAUGGUGUUAUUUCUGCAGGUUUCAUGUGCCUGUUUGUAAAUGACUUUUACUUUGAUGAUAUUUGACUGCUCUGGACACAGAUGCAUGCUUAUUGCACAAGGAGGGUUUUUUUUAAGUUUUUUUUUUUUUUUACUGUUGAUCAGGCACCAAGUUUACAACACUUGGGCCCAACUGGCAUUGCGUUGAACAACUCUGUUGGUGAACCAACAGAAAAACAAAACGAGCGGUAAUUUUUGUACGGAGGCAAAUUUUCAGCACCGUAUGUAUAAGGCUGAUUGCUUGUAUACGUGUGUGUGUUUGUGUGUUUUUAAAAAAAUGAAAGAAAGAAAAGGACCUAUGUUCCCUCCAAUUUAACCGUUGUUUUCACAGCUGCCUUUAUUGCAUGUAAAUCAUUGAGAUUUUAUAAUGUUAUUAUUGUUCUUGUAUUUUGCAAGCCAAAGUUUGUUUUAUUCAGCCUGCACAUGUUUAUUUUUUAUUGUUUUAUUUUUUUAAACUUGUUUUGGUGUUUACUACUCAUAUGUUAUUUGGGGGAAAUGUAUGUUUACACUUGUAUCUAAAAAUUAUAAAUUGCAUAUAUGCAUUUGUCAUUAAUCUUUGAAAUAUAAUUUCUUUUAUUCUACACAAUAAACUUUGUGUGAUGUACUUAA
Anguilla rostrata (American eel) is the source of this 6253-nucleotide messenger RNA. It is a transcript of the gene shc1, whose product is annotated as SHC (Src homology 2 domain containing) transforming protein 1. The record is from RefSeq and is a predicted model, not a curated record. Lineage: Eukaryota; Metazoa; Chordata; Actinopteri; Anguilliformes; Anguillidae. Bases 342 to 1694 code for a protein of 450 amino acids. Gene Ontology annotation, molecular function: receptor tyrosine kinase binding. Gene Ontology annotation, biological process: intracellular signal transduction; cell surface receptor protein tyrosine kinase signaling pathway. The transcript is spliced from 14 exons. Gene Ontology annotation, cellular component: plasma membrane.